AUGACCGUCGCACCAGCACCGCCUACCCGCGCGUUCCAGUAUCCAACCGAGGGCCGCGUGCAGCCGCUCUCACGUACCCGUCGGCCCUUCACCACGGAGGACAUUGAGCGAUUCCAGGAUAUCUGCUCCCAGCAAACCCGCAAGGAAGACUACCCGCUCGCCUCGGCGGUUGACAACAACGCCGUCAUCUACGACGCUGCCGUCCUCCGCAAAGCCAUCCUGGGUGGACAAGUGACGCGCGACGCAGCCAUGGCCGAGCUUCAAUACUGCUUGCUCCAAGGCCCGGGCGUGUACGCCAUCAAGGGCUGCUGCGACCUGGCCAUCGUCGACCGCGCAAGUGAGGCGUUUAGAGUUAUUCUCAAACGCGAAGCGGCAGAGUCUGGUCCUCGUGGCGACCAUUUCGCGCCGGCGGGCAACAACGGGCGCAUCUGGAACUCGUUCCAAAAGCACUCUGAACAAGACCCCGAGAACUUUGUGUCGUAUUACGCCAACGACCUGCUGGCCCUCGCGUCUGAGAGCUGGCUCGGACCAGGUUACCAGGUAACUGCGCAGACCAACAUUGUGAACCCGGGCGGACGCGCUCAAGAACCGCAUCGCGACUAUCACCUCGGGUUCCAGGACGAGGACACUGCAGCGCGCUUCCCGAUCGUGUCCCAGAUUGCGUCUCAGCUCCUCACCCUUCAGCUGGCUGUGGCACACACGGACAUGCCGCUCGAGUCGGGCCCCACCCAGCUCCUGCCCUUCUCCCAGCACUUUGACUAUGGCUUCCAGGCCUACCGCCACAAAGAGUUUGCCGACGUCUUCCAUGCCAACAUGGUCCAGCUGGCGCUGGACAAGGGUGACGCCCUGUUCUUCAACCCAGCCCUUUUCCACGCGGCGGGCGACAACAACACCCGUGACCUGUACCGCUCUGCAAACCUCAUCCAGGUCAGCGCUGCAUGGGGCAAGUGCAUGGAGAGCGUGGACCGCGAGAGCAUGCUCAAGCAGUUGUGGCCGUACAUGACCGCAUACGCCAAGGGCGAGAGUGCCGAGCAGAGCAACGUCGACGCUCUGUUCGCGGCUGUCGCCGACGGAUACUCGUUCCCUACCAACCUCGACAAGGACCCGCCUCCUCCCAGCGGCCACUGCCCGCCCAAUCAGCUCGACAUUGCGCGCUCGGCACUGUCAAAGAACCAGGACCAGGCUACGCUGUCAACCCUCCUUGACGAGUAUGCCCAGAAGCGCCUCCCUUGA
Messenger RNA from Apiotrichum porosum, 1233 nucleotides. RefSeq lists its product as uncharacterized. Gene Ontology annotation, molecular function: phytanoyl-CoA dioxygenase activity. Gene Ontology annotation, biological process: fatty acid alpha-oxidation. The record is from RefSeq and is a predicted model, not a curated record. The transcript is spliced from 2 exons. NCBI's taxonomy places the organism in Eukaryota, Fungi, Basidiomycota, Tremellomycetes, Trichosporonales, Trichosporonaceae. Bases 1 to 1233 code for a protein of 410 amino acids.